AUGAUAUACGGUACCGAUGGACCAGAAGAAGAAGAAGUGGUAUGUACAUUUUUAAGAGAAAAAAAAAUACAAAUUAAGAACAUAUCUGUUGCUACCAAUGCGAUACUAACUGAAAUGGUGGAACAAACGAGAAAAUCUGAGAGGUUAUGUGACGGCGGUCAGCGAAGUGGUUGAAAUUACGGGUGGUUUUAGCGCCGAGCUGAAAUCGAGAGGCGAACGGGGAAGAGGAGCUCGGAUAUGGAGGCACCCGAGUGUGGUUACGACAAGGGAAAAAAGAGCACGGGCUCCUCCGGGUUGGGUCAGGUUAGUGUCGCCUCGAAAUCGUCACAAAACCAGGUCAUUACCGUGAGUACGUCCCCCAAGCGCGGCCCGCACAUAUUAUUAGCAGGUGCCUAUAUUAUUUAAAACGGGCACGUUGAGUACCGUGUUUAUAUUAGUACGUUGCACGUCGCCGCCGUUUAAGAAAACGCUAUCGAUCGCGAGACUCGUACGCGUGUGUCGCUUUGGUGUUUUUUUUUUUUUUUUUUUUUAGAAAAAAGGCUCGUUUAAAUAAUUGGUCAAAGGGAACGCGGUAUACCGAAGAAGAUGAUCAGAAAGAGGCGACUCAAGAGUGGGACGGUAACCCGGAGUCGUCGUUUAGUCGGUUGCCACUUCUUCUCCGGGGUAACCGAAUGACGAGUAUAUAUUUUUUUGUCGUGACACGACAUCACCCCGGCAGUCUAAUACCGUUGAAAUAAAUGGUUCGAACACGGCGGAGAAUAACGCGCGCGAGUAAUUUUUUUGAAUAUAUCGUUUGACGAUUUGAUUCCGUUAUUACAAACCGUGGGACGUUACGGCGAAUUUUCGGUCCACAUACCGGUGCAACGGCAUACGCCCACGACUACUAUACGGCGACGAGUCAAUUGCUUCAAUACUUUUUUAUAAAUAAAAAUGUUAAAAACGAGUUUAAAAAUAAUGUAUACCGUAUGUAUAGUGUCGUGACGACAUUUACGGUGCCCGUGAUAUUGUGUAAAACUGCCCGGUAAACCGGUCACAUGCAGGGAAAAAAAACUCGUAUCCCGAAUAUUAUUAUACCGAAAUUAAACCUAACCUAACCGAAAUUAACUCGCGUGCAAAAUUACAGUUGUUUAUAUACUAUACUAUGCACCGCGGCACGUCCGUUAUAGAACUCACUAAUCGCGAAUGAAAAAAAAUUGCGGUCCGAAACUGUAAAUAACCGCCACCGCAAUACGCUAUAAAAUUUAAUAAUAAUAAUAAUAAUAAAAAAAAAAAAAAAACAUGUCUGCGCGGGCGUACGUACAAAUUAUACGUUAUUGCCCGUAUUCUACCCGUCAAACGAGCGGCAAAAUCAACGAUACGCCUCUUCGAUAAGCAUCGCGUAACAUACGGUUUAGUAAUGUUUUAUCGAUGGUUAUCGACUAGAAUAGUAGCAAUACGUACGAAUAUUGUAAUAAUAGGUGUGCGAAUUAACAUAUAAAAGCCAAUAGAACACUUUUGUUGUUAUUGUUAUGUUAUUAUAGUACUGGCCGCCACCAGGUGGCGGAUUAUUGACGAUACUGCCCCGUAA
Messenger RNA from Cinara cedri, 1567 nucleotides. The record is from the annotation of a GenBank genome assembly. NCBI's taxonomy places the organism in Eukaryota, Metazoa, Arthropoda, Insecta, Hemiptera, Aphididae.